GUGGAACAAGUUUCGAUCCCUGUGUGACUACAGCAAACGGCUGGGGGUUGUCCUGGAACUGACGGCCAAUCUGCCGCCUCCACAGAUGAUUGACAGGUGGCUUGGUGAACCAGUGAAAGCCCUCGUGGUGUCCACAUCGCUAUUUUUAACCAACAAGAAAGGCUACCCUGUUUUGUCCAAAAUGCACCAGAAUAUUAUUAGAAAGUUUUUCAGGCUGGAAGCCCAAGUGAUAAUUACAGGACAAGAUCGUCACCCAGACAAAACCAUCAGGUCAUACCAACAGUAUAUAGAUCACCUGUGGCAGACACAGGACCCUGCAGAUGUUGUCAGCCAGUUUGCUAAAGGAUAUGAAGAUUUCCUUCAAUCGCCUCUGCAGCCCUUGAUGGACAACUUAGAAUCUCAGACUUAUGAAGUGUUUGAGAAGGACCCGGUGAAAUAUUCCCAGUAUCAGAAAGCUGUCUACCAAGCCUUGCUGGACAAGAUUCCACUGGAGGACAGAGACACCAAAGAUGUGGUAGUGAUGGUUGUUGGGGCAGGCAGAGGUCCCCUGGUUCGAGCAUCUCUUGCCGCAGCCCAGGAAGCCGGCUGCAAGAUAAGGAAAUUAUAUGCCGUUGAGAAAAACCCGAAUGCUGUAAUAACUUUGGAGAAUCUGAAAGAGGAAGAGUGGGGUGACAAAGUUGAGGUUGUAUCUUGUGACAUGAGAGAGUGGGAAGCCCCUGAGAAGACAGACAUUCUUGUCAGCGAGCUUCUGGGAUCAUUCGGUGACAAUGAACUCUCCCCUGAAUGUCUAGAUGGUGCCCAGCGAUAUCUCAAGGAUGAUGGCAUCAGUAUACCUGAAAAAUACACCUCCUACCUGGCACCAUUAAUGUCAUCCAAACUCUACAAUGAAGUGAGGGGGUCUAAACAGGAGAAAGGAAAAUCUCCAGAGGCUGUGUUUGAGAUGCCGUAUGUUGUCCGCCUGCACAAUAUUGCCACACUUGCUGAACCGCAGCCAGUCUUCACAUUUGUUCACCCAAACAGAGAUGAAGUGAUAGAUAAUGGGCGGUUCAAGUCUCUGGAGUUUGCUAUCUCUGAGGACUGUGUUAUUCAUGGCUUUGCUGGAUAUUUUGACACAGUUCUUUAUAAGGAUGUGCUUCUGAGCAUUGUACCAGAGACACACUCACCAGGCAUGUUCAGCUGGUUCCCUAUAUUCUUCCCAAUCAAGAUUCCAAUCAACCUGCACAGAAAUUCCAAUGUGUCUGUGUACAUCUGGCGCAGGGUCACAAACAAAAACGUGUGGUACGAGUGGGCGAUUCAUGGUGGCGGACAGAUCACUCCUAUUCACAACCCUAAAGGGAGAUCAUACACAAUAGGACUUUGA
Candidula unifasciata is the source of this 1360-nucleotide messenger RNA. The record is from the annotation of a GenBank genome assembly. Lineage: Eukaryota; Metazoa; Mollusca; Gastropoda; Stylommatophora; Geomitridae.